Molecule: messenger RNA, 2435 nt
Organism: Ruditapes philippinarum (Manila clam)
Lineage: Eukaryota; Metazoa; Mollusca; Bivalvia; Venerida; Veneridae
Product: fibropellin-1-like
Exons: 8
Coding region: 51-998 (315 amino acids)
Biological process (GO): heterophilic cell-cell adhesion; establishment or maintenance of epithelial cell apical/basal polarity
Cellular component (GO): plasma membrane; protein-containing complex
Molecular function (GO): calcium ion binding
Source: RefSeq, a predicted model, not a curated record
UUUCUGCAGUGUGAAGUACAGCAGACGACAUUUUACAUAGACUGAGAAAUAUGGAACAUCUUUUGGGCUUUAUUCUGUUAUGCAUAGCACUUGCGAGCAUGUCAAAUGCUUUGGAGAUUGGCUGCAAAAAACCAAAAGUCUAUGAAUGCAUGACACAUAGUGAUUGUGAAGACCAAGGAUUAAAAGGAAAUGCCUGCGUUGACAAAAAUCGACAAAAAAUCUGUAUGAGAUGUCAAUGUGCAAAAUUUCAUCAAUGUAGAUGGGAUAAAAAUGAACUUGUUUGUGAUAACUGUGAAGAAGGUUAUUUUGGUGACCAUUGUGAAUGUCAAAACGAAACUAGUCCCUGUGACUUAAACCCUUGUGUGAACGGUUGGUGUGUAGAAUAUGGUGAAAGUUAUCAAUGCAAAUGUAAACCUGGAUGGGAAGGAGUGCACUGUGAUGCAGAUGUUGAUGAAUGUUUAUCAAGUCCAUGUGGAGUUGGUAGUUGUAUCAAUGAAAUAAAUAGAUAUAAAUGCGAAUGUCCAAACGGUUAUGUAGACAACUGUCAAGGUGUAGAUCCUCAACUGGUUAACCUUAUUAUCGGUUACAGAAGCGUGAGUUCGUCAUUACCGUUUGGUUCCUAUGGGGCAUACAAAGUCGUAGAUAACAUUUUUGGGAAAACAUUGGAGUAUUCGUUCGCUUCGUACGUUAAGAACCCAUGGAUUAAAAUUCAGCUCAUAAAAGAAUACGGAAUCAAAAGAGUUGUUAUUUAUAAUAGACAGGAACAAGGCUGUAAACAUAAUUACGAUAUUAUUAUGGGAACAAAAAACGACUGUGCGGCUAGACUAAGGGAUUUGACGAUAUAUGUUGGAGACAAUGUUUGCGCACUCUAUGCAGGUCCUGCAACGAAUCAAUAUUAUGUCGAAAUACUAUGCAAUCAACGAACGUAUGGAGAUUCUCUUAAAGUAGUAAAAGACGGACCCGGGCUUCACUUUUCUGAAAUACAAGCAUUUUCAUAACAAUAUUAACACAGUAUAUAUUUAGAAGAGGGAAUACAUUACGUACUAACAUUUUAAAAUUUGUGCUUAUGAUUAAAGGGAUUCCUUUGAGUUUUUACAAUAUUAACACAGUAUAUAUUUAAAAGAGGGAAUACAUUACUAACAUUUUAAAAUUUGUGCUUAUGAUUAAAGGGGUUCCUUUGAGUUUUUUCGGCAUUGCGGGACAGGAAAUAAUUUUUUCCAAAUAAAUGUUCCAUUUGAUGUAGGUCUAGACAAAUAACCCGUGUGCAAAAUUUUAGAUCAUUUGCCUACUCCUUUUUUUUUCAGAAAAAAAUAUUCUGAAAAACGUUGCAACGCUUUAAACCCAAAUUAUGCUUGAUCUAUGUAAGGAACUCAAAUGUUAAGUUUUUAGGCUUUUGGACCUCAAUGGAGACCCUUUAAUGUUUGUAGGAGCCGAUUGAAAAUUGUACCAUGCUUAGAAUAAUUUUGGGGAAAAUGAUAUAGAACUAAUAAAUAACAUGUAAAUAUUCUAUCGGAUAAAAUAUUAUGUUUUUUAUUAUUAAUUUAUAUUUUUAGGGCUCAGUGCAAGAAUAUGUUAUUCUUUAUUUUGGAAUAGAAAAAGUAGUGAUAUUUUAUGUGAAUUAAAAAACACCUAACAUAUUUACCUACCUACUCUAAAAGUAUGAAUAGGUUGUGUAUACAUGUCGGAGAAGUGUUAACUUUAAAAUCAAUAUGUAAUUAUCUAUCACAUAAAAAUAUAUAGUACAAUAUAAUUACAUACACGCUUUGUAUGCUUUUUAGGGUUUAACGGCACGUUGAUAUAUUACUGGUCAUAUUGUGACGAACACUAUACUUACAAAAAUAUCAUUAUUAAAUCUGAAGUGAGUUUAAAAAAAUGUAAGUUUAAUCUUAGAAUACAAAUUUACAUCUUUUUAGUAACAGGUAAAUAUAUUUGAUUGAAAUCAAAACAGAUCUGAAACUAUUUGACGGUUUAGAAGAGAUAAAAAUGAUGACAGGUUAAGCCAGAUGUUGGUAUUAUAAAGUUUGUUGAAUAUGACUUUGUCCAAAUUUGAUUUAUAUUCAGAUAAAAUAAGUUAACUGAUGGGAGAACUGUACAUUUACUGCUUGAGUAUUUAAAGAAUCAUAAGCCAAUAUCAUUUACUUUUUUAAUUUGUUAUAUUUAUGUGGGAUCUAUUAUUUCACUGAACUAGUUUUUAGAUAUCAUAAAAAAGCUACAGGAGUAAUAGAGUUUUCAAACAUAAUAGACAUUUAAAUGGAACUAAUUGUGCUGAUUUAUUUCUAUACUGCUUUGAGAGGAAUUUAUGUCAAGUCUUGCCCCAACACUUCCCGCUACUUAGAUGAUAUCCUGAACAUGAAUACUCAUUAUUUCGAUCAAAUGGUAGCUAAAAUAUAUCCCAGUGAACUUAUAUUGAAUAAGACUAACUUUUCAGACAUUAU